CACUCCUUCCCCAACCGCCAAUCCCCAAUCAGCAAGGAGCUUUACCUACCGUGAAUUUUGCUAUGAAUUCAGCGCAUGAUUUUCUUUAUUCGAGAGAUUCUGCAGCGUGAUCCAUGCAAUUGAACCUGACUUCAUCUUGCUAACGAUUUCGUAAUUCGUAUAGUUAUUUAUAUACUCUUUGAAAUUUCAUUUCUCAAAGGCCAGAAAAUUUGUGGUGGUGCUGAAGAUAAAGUGAGGUUUGCAGCUGAAGAAUAUUUGAAUUUCGUACAAUGGUUUCAACCCAGGAUGGGUUGUCUGGGAGCAGUUCCGCGCCCCAACCUCUGCAGAUUGCAAGGCGCUUGGAGAGUUUCAAAACUACAAUUUUUACCCGAAUGAGCAUUCUUGCUGCCGAGUAUGGUGCUAUUAACCUUGGCCAGGGAUUUCCAAAUUUCGACGGCCCUGAAUUCCUUAAAGAAGCUGCUAUUCAGGCCAUAAGAGAUGGUAAAAAUCAGUAUGCCCGUGGAUGUGGAGUUCCUGAUCUGAACUUAGCCAUUGCAGAACGAUUCAAGAAAGACAGUGGUCUUGUAGUUGAUCCUGAGAAGGAGGUCACUGUAACCACAGGAUGUACAGAAGCAAUAGCUGCAACAAUGCUCGGCCUAAUAAACCCCGGCGAAGAAGUCAUCUUGUUCUCCCCAUUCUAUGACGCCUACCAAGCUUCCCUUUCCAUGGCUGAUGCUGUCGUGAAGUGCAUCCCACUGCGCCCUCCCAACUUUUCAGUCCCCAUUGAUGAGUUGCAAUCCAUUGUGUCGAAAAACACACGAGCUAUCUUCAUCAACACCCCACACAACCCUACUGGAAAGAUGUUCACUCUGGAUGAACUCAAGGCGAUCGCCUCUCUAUGCAUCAAGCAUGACGUGCUGGUUUUCUCGGAUGAAGUCUACCACAAGUUGGCUUUUGAAAUGGAUCAUAUUUCAAUUGCUUCACUUCCCGGCAUGUAUGACCGGACAGUGACCUUUAAUUCUCUCGGGAAGACCUUCUCGCUGACAGGCUGGAAAAUCGGGUGGGCGAUUGCACCUCCACAUUUGACAUGGGGUAUAAGACAGGCGCAUUCAUUCCUUACCUUUUCUUCGACAACUCCCAUGCAGCAUGCAGCUGCAGCUGCUCUCCGGGCACCGGAUUCUUUCUAUGAAGAGCUGAAAAGGGACUAUUUGGCAAAGAAGGUUAUCUUGGAGGAGGGCUUGAAGGCUGUUGGUUUCACUGUCUACCCGUCGAGUGGAACCUUCUUCAUUGUGGUGGAUCACACACCAUUCGGCUUGGAAAACGACGUCGCCUUCUGUGAGUAUCUGAUCAAGGACGUCGGUGUCGCCGCGAUCCCCGCGACGGCAUUUUAUUUGAAUCCAGAACAUGGAAAGAAUCUUGUGAGGUUCACAUUCUGCAAAGAUGAAGACACUCUGCGGAAUGCUGUGGAGAGAAUGAAGGAGAAGCUUUUGAAGAAGAAGAAGACAGCUCAUUGAUGCAACUGUUGUUUUUGGGCUUAUGUGUUGGGCCCAAAUUGAUUUAUGGGCCGGCCCAGUUUGAUUUCUAUCAACCAGUUUGCCUUGGUGUCGAGAGAAUUAGGAAUGUAUUUUAAAGCAAGCAAAUGAAUUUUGUGGAUCAAGUACCGAUCGUUGGAGGCUUUGGAUAAUGAUGAGUGAAUUUGGGAUAAUAUAUAAUAAUAAUAAAAGAUUUACCUUAAGUUAUGAUA
Andrographis paniculata is the source of this 1723-nucleotide messenger RNA. RefSeq lists its product as uncharacterized. The record is from RefSeq and is a predicted model, not a curated record. The transcript has 2 exons. Lineage: Eukaryota; Viridiplantae; Streptophyta; Magnoliopsida; Lamiales; Acanthaceae. Bases 270 to 1493 code for a protein of 407 amino acids. Gene Ontology annotation, biological process: biosynthetic process. Gene Ontology annotation, cellular component: cytoplasm. Gene Ontology annotation, molecular function: pyridoxal phosphate binding; L-kynurenine:2-oxoglutarate transaminase activity.